This is a messenger RNA of Salvia miltiorrhiza (redroot sage), 1182 nucleotides long. RefSeq names its product bidirectional sugar transporter SWEET5-like. Gene Ontology annotation, molecular function: sugar transmembrane transporter activity. The transcript is spliced from 6 exons. Gene Ontology annotation, cellular component: membrane. Lineage: Eukaryota; Viridiplantae; Streptophyta; Magnoliopsida; Lamiales; Lamiaceae. The record is from RefSeq and is a predicted model, not a curated record. The coding region runs from base 155 to 859 and encodes 234 amino acids. Gene Ontology annotation, biological process: carbohydrate transport.
UUUUAGCAUUUCAGUUGCCAAAUUACUCACGUUCUUAGCGUGAUGCACUGAUCGCCCCUUCACCCUCUCUGUCUCUCUCUCUCACACACUCACGCACUCGCACACUUGAAGGCUUUCGUCUUUCGUGGAUGAUACGAUAUUUGCUGCCGUGAAUAUGUACGGACAAAGCCUCGCUCGUUUCAUCAUCGGCAUUGUUGGCAAUGUCCUCUCUCUGUUGCUGUUCCUGUCUCCUGGGCCAACUUGUUUGAGAAUAUGGCGGAACCAAACCACAGAGGAGUUCCACCCUUAUCUGUACCUCGCCUCCGUGAUGAACUGCAUGUUCUGGGUAUUCUAUGGUUUACCAGUGGUUCAUCCUGACAGCAUUCUUGUGAUCUCAAUCAAUUCAGCUGGCCUUAUUCUCGAGCUGAUUUACCUCGGAAUUUUCUUCCGUUACACCACCAAUAGGAAAAGGGCCAUCAUAAUCUGUCUCCUUAUCGUUGAGAUCAUCAUGCUGGCUAUUGUUGCUCUCAUAACAUUCCUCUGCUUUCACUCACAUACCUCUCGCUCCAUGUUCGUGGGGAUUAUCUGUGUCGUAUGUGGGAUUAUCAUGUACGCCUCUCCUCUGUCCGUCAUUGGACAAGUUAUGAAGUCACAAGAUCCCGAGUUCAUGCCAUUUUGGGUUUGCCUUGCUGGUUUCUCAAAUGGGGUCGUUUGGCUCAUCUAUGCUUGCCUCAAAUCCUUCGACCUUUAUAUCGCUACUGGAAAUGGACUUGGAGCAGCUUUUGGUUUGUUUCAGCUGUCUGUUUAUGCUUAUUACACCUUCGGAGCUAAGAGAGGUGGUUCAGUGCAAAGUGAAGUCAAGCAUUGUGAGAUAAUAUAAUAGAUGAGAUGUCUCUAUUUGGAGGGGAGAGGUAUGCAACUUUGGAUAUGUUGGAAUUUUGCAAAUUCUUGGCACUUCAUUUCUAGACGACUGCAGCUUCUUAAAGUUCAUUCCAACUCAUCAUUUUUGCUUAUAGAUGUAACUACGCUUUGCUUUGACCAUAUAUUUCAAAACAUAUGUUUCAUUCCACUAACUAUUCGUGAUUGCUCUCACCUGAAUAUAUGUACGUAUAUAAAGAGGGAUUUAAUAUGCAGCAUGAUUAUUGUGAGCGCUUUUUGUGGGCACCGCCUAAUUUGUUUUUCCGUAUUCUUUUUACCAUUCCA